Molecule: messenger RNA, 5541 nt
Organism: Diachasma alloeum
Lineage: Eukaryota; Metazoa; Arthropoda; Insecta; Hymenoptera; Braconidae
Product: multidrug resistance-associated protein 7
Exons: 4
Coding region: 398-5131 (1577 amino acids)
Biological process (GO): transmembrane transport
Cellular component (GO): membrane
Molecular function (GO): ATP binding; ATP hydrolysis activity; ABC-type transporter activity
Source: RefSeq, a predicted model, not a curated record
CGUUUUUGGUUAGGGCCGGGGAAUUAUUCACUUCCGAUGGGUUUCGGUUUAUUUUGUCGUCGGGGGGAUUAUUCCUCGCUCCAGGGGAAUUCGUCAUCUUUGAGUCGUUUUUCUCGGGGGUUCCCGUUUUGUUAUUACUCAUUUAUUACGGUAAUUGACGAAGGGGGUACGACCAGAGAUUUUGUACGACUGCAGCAAUCACAACAGACUGACUCACACAGCAAUGCACAUAACCUCACUAUUCAGUUACUGACAGCCAAAGAUUACACAGAAGUUACCGUUUGUUUUAGGGUAAUAAUUAGUUAUAAUUGUUUUGAGAGUUGAAUUGGUCGAGGGGAGAUGGUGUGAGGCUGACUGGGACUGACGUGAAAUGUGAUUGUUGAAUAGGGGAGUAAGAAUGAGCGAUAUUGAGCUUCCGGGACAAGAGCGGUGGGCAUGGAACUGGACACAAUUGUGCGGGGUACGAGGGAGCAUAAGACCUCUGAAUCCUGACACUAACGAUCUCGGGUUGUGCUUCCAGCAGCUCUAUCUUCAGAUUCCAACCUUGGGUCUCCUCGCGAUCGCCUCGGCCUACUACUGCGGCAGAAGAACGACCCUAGCCCCCUACGAGCGCUUCUCGCACUACGCGCUCACCCUCCGCCUCCUCAUAACCGCCUGUCUGGCGAUUCUCCCCAUAAUCCGUGCGUACAUAAUCCUCUCAGACACAACGCUCCCCUCCCCGCGGAACCUCACCUCCCCUCUCUCCCCCCUCCAGCGCGCAAACCCCCUCCUCGACUCCCCUGAGAUCUCCAACGAGGAGACCUCAGCGAAGCCCAUCGACUACCUAGUGGCCGGCACCGAGGGCCUAGCCUGGAUGAUGCACCUCUGCUUCGUCCUGAGCCUCCGCCGAGGCACGAGGUUCAGCCUGCGAGGGCCCGUCGUCAUCAGAGCCCUCAUCUUCAUGCUGAUCGGCAUAUCCGCCCUCCUCCUAAGCACCCACAUCAAGCAUUCCCCAUCCAACGACGUCCUACCCAACCUCUCCCUGGGCUUCAGCAUAACAGUCGUCGCCCUGAUGUGCCUCUACGCCCUGACCCUGCUCCCAACCCCCAACGAAAAUCCUCGUCAAAGGGGCUCGAGGUACACAGAGAUCGGUGAGAACACAGCCCUCCUAAACUCCCCAGGCCACUCCUACAUUCACUUCCUCGAGGACCAAGACCCGAACUACCUGGGGACCGCCAUGGAAGGCAACCCAUUUCUCUCGAGGCUCCUCUUCCACUGGGUGACCCCCAUGAUGGAGAAGGGGGUGAGAGGCUCCCUCAAGCACGCCGACGACCUGUACGACCUGCCGGAGCACGUGAGCACCGCCUCCAUCAACUGCGAGAUCGACAGGUUCAUCAGGAAGCCCCCCAGGUCAAGCGUCUACGUCGAUCCUGAUCGGGACCAAACGUCUCCCCCCAGCAACAACAUCUCCCUCCUCCGGCUGCUCCACAGGUGCUUCGGCUGGCAGUUCUACGCCGUCGGAAUCCUCAAGUUCAUAGCUGACUGCUCCGGCUUCGUCGGCCCCAUCCUCCUGAACAAAAUGGUCGGCUUCAUCGAGGACAAGGACAAACCGCUGGCCUACGGAUACCUUUACGCAUCCCUGAUGUUUCUCGCGACCCUCAUCGGGGCCUUCGCCAUCGCCCACUUCACCUUCUGGAUGAGCAUCGUGGGACUCAAAAUAAGGAGCACUGUCGUCACUCUUGUCUACAAGAAGACCCUUCACUCCUCAAAUGUCAGGUUGAACCAGGAAUUCACGUUCGGGGAAAUCGUCAACUUCAUGAGCACUGACAGCGACAGAAUCGUCAACAGUUGCCCCAGCUUUCACACCUUCUGGAGCAUUCCUCUGCAGUUGGUCGUGACGCUUUAUCUUCUUUACAAUCAGAUUGGGCUUUCUUUCCUCGCGGGAUUGGCAUUCGCUGUUAUUCUGAUUCCGAUUAAUAAGUUCAUUGCCAAUAAGAUUGGGGUUUUGAGCACAAAGAUGAUGGGGUUCAAGGAUCAGAGGGUGCGCCUCAUGGGGGAGAUCCUCCGGGGAAUAACGACCAUCAAGUUGAAUGUCUGGGAGGAGCACUUCCUCCGGGAAAUCGCGACGCUCAGGGAGGGGGAGAUCAAGUAUCUCCGCGGGCGGAAGUACCUCGACGCCCUCUGUGUGUACUUUUGGGCAACUACCCCCGUGUUAAUAUCGAUACUAACCUUCGGGACGUACGUGCUCGCGGGGAAUCCCCUAACUGCCAAAACUGUUUUCACGAGUAUGGCUCUACUAAACAUGCUGAUAGGGCCGCUUAACGCCUUCCCGUGGGUUUUGAAUGGGUUGACUGAGGCCUGGGUCUCUGUGAAGAGGAUCCAGAGGCUUUUGGACCUCACCGACCUCGACGUGUCGACUUACUACUCGGAUCCGCCCAUCGGGUACGACAUAAUGCUGAAAAACGCGUCGUUCACUGCGAAUGACGCGAAGGAGGAGGGCAUUCGGGAGGAGAAUUCCUUGGAGAAUCUCGAUGAAAUCCUCCCGAUGCCGUCGACGUCGACGGCGGUUUUGGAAUCGACACCGUCGAAGAAGUCAGUGUCCUUUGAGAGGGAUAGGGUCUUCAGUCUAAGGGAGCUGACUCUUCAAGCGAAGAGGGGACAGCUGAUAGGAAUUAUGGGAAAGGUCGGAGGGGGGAAGUCCCUCUUUCUGGACGGCAUUCUUGCUGAGAUUACCAAGCUGAAUGGGAUUGUGGCCGUCAGUGAACUUGAUAAGGGCUUCGCCUACGUCAGACAGACCCCCUGGCUCCAGCGUGGAACCAUCCGUGAGAACAUCCUCUUCGGAAAGGCGUACGAUUACAAUAAAUACAGGAGUGUUCUCAAAGCUUGUGCUCUUGACGACGAUCUGGUGUCGUUACCGAAGAAGGAUUUGACAGCUGUUGGCGAGGCUGGGAGCACCCUUAGUGCAGGACAGAAGACGAGGAUUUCUCUGGCUCGGGCUGUCUACGCGGACAAGAACAUAUACCUUCUCGAUGAUAUUUUAGCUACUUUGGAUACGAAGGUCGCCAAGCACAUAUUUCAGAAUGUUGUUCUUGGGAUGUUGAAGGAGAAGACGAGGAUUGUCUGCACACAUCAGACGCAGUUCUUGAUCCAUGCUGAUUGCGUCGUGGAGAUGUCCAAGGGGAGGAUCGUCAAGCAGGGGCUGCCCACUGAGAUCCUGCCAGACCUCGAGGAUUACUUGCUGUCGUCGAAUUCCACGGAGUACAGCAGGGAGAGCAAAUCGCCGAAGGACUUGCCCAACGACGAAUCCAUCAAUCUGAAUGAGGUUGACAGGGAUCCCAUGCUCGAUGAGGAAGUGGUGGAGAGGGGGACUGUGCGGCUUGGGGUUUAUGGGACCUAUCUGAACGCCGUUGGGAGGUUCCUAGCGAUCUGCAUAUUCCUGGCGAUGAUCUUGAUGCAGUCUUCCAAGAACGUCAGCGAUCUGUGGCUCUCCUUCUGGGUGACCCAUGUCAACGCGAGCAUCAGCAACUCUACGGUUCUUCCUUUUACGAUCAAACUCGAAGCGGCUCUCAGGAGGGACACCCCCGGAAACUACUUGGCUGUCUACGCUAUUCUCGCUGUCAUCAACACCAUCUUCACAUUCAUCAGAGCCUUCAUGUUCGCUUACGGGGGCGUUCAUGCUGCCAUUGUCAUGCAUGAACACCUUUUGGGGAUUGUGCUGAGGGCGAAGAAGGUGUUCUUUGAUUCUCAGUCCAUCGGGAGGAUCUUGAACAGGUUCUCCUCGGACACGUAUACCGUCGACGACUCGCUACCCUUCAUCUCGAAUAUCCUUUUCGCUCAGGUGUUCGCUCUGUUGGGGACUGUCAUCAUCACGGCUUAUGGACUCCCCUGGAUAUUUUUGGUCCUCGCUCCACUCGUUCCAGUGUAUCACUGGCUCCAGCAUCACUACAGACUGACCUCGAGGGAGCUGAAGAGACUCUCAAGCACUUCACUGUCUCCUCUCUACACGCAUUUCAAUGAGACCCUUCAGGGCUUGAGUGUCAUACGGGCGUUCAGGGUUGUUCCCAGGUUCAAGCAUGAUAACGAACUGUUUCUCGAGGCCAGUCAGAAGGCCAUGUUUGCGUCGGUGGCCGCCGCCCAGUGGCUCGCCCUCAGGCUUCAGUUCAUUGGGGUGGCGCUGCUAGCCGGUGUCUGUCUUCUCGCGGUCAUUCAGCAUCAGUUCGAUGUCGCUGAUCCUGGGCUCAUCGGCCUCGCCAUCACUUAUGCUCUUGGGGUCACUGGCCUGUUGUCCGGGGUUGUCAAUGUCUUCACGGAGACCGAGAGGGAGAUGAUCUCUGUGGAGAGGAUCAAACAGUAUUUUGAGGAUGUGCCCACUGAGGAGAUCUGUGGGGACAACCCACCUUAUGCCUGGCCCAGUCAGAGUGUUGUGGAGUUUAGGAAUGUUGUGCUGAGGUACAGGGACUAUUUGAUGCCCUCGCUGAAUAGGGUCUCCUUCAGGACCAGACCCGCUGAGAAGAUUGGGGUUGUCGGGAGGACUGGCGCCGGCAAGAGCUCUAUUUUCAAUUGUCUGUUUAGACUUGUGGAGAUUGAUUCUGGGGAAAUACUCAUUGACAAUGUUAAUGUGAGGGGGCUUCAGCUCAAUGCCCUCAGGGCGAGGCUCUGCAUCAUACCGCAGAACCCGUUCUUGUUCUCGGGGACGGUGAGGGAGAAUGUUGAUCCGCUUGGGCAGUAUCCGGAUAUGCAGAUCUUUCAGGCCUUGGAGAAGUGCAAGUUGAGCUCUUUGGUGCAGAGGCUUGGCGGACUGGGGGCCAGCAUUGAUGAGGCCGGGGGGAAUCUUAGCACUGGGCAGAAACAACUUUUCUGUCUCGUCAGGGCUAUUUUGCAUAAUGCGAGGAUUCUGUGCAUCGAUGAGGCCACUGCCAAUGUUGAUCUGGAGACUGAUAAGGCUAUUCAGAAUACUAUUAAGUCUUCCUUCAGGAGCGCCACGGUUAUUACCAUUGCGCAUAGGAUUAGGACCAUUAUGCACUGUGAUAGGGUAUUGGUGAUGGGAGACGGUCAAGUAUUGGAGUUUGACGAGCCAAAUGUACUCAUCGAGGAUGAGGAUUCGUAUUUUUACGCUCUUGCGAGUCAAGAGUUCGCUGAUCAAGAUAAUUAAGUCGUUAUCGAUUAUAUACAGUCAGAGAUAUUUUUUCAUCAAUGUUGGACCUCAGGGUCUUUGUAAUUAUCAUUGAAUACAUCGAUUUUAUAUUGCUUUUACAUUGUAAGCAUACGAUAUGGAGAUUUGUGGUGAUGAAAUACAAUCGGCGUAUGUUCGUUUUUCUAUGAGUAUUUUAAUUCUGAGGAAUUUAUCGACAGAUAUUUCGUAGAAAGAGCCAAUAGAUUUUUUAUUUUGUCAUGAAUCAUUUAAGUGAACAUUUUUUCGGCAUUUUUUUUUAUUGUUCAUUGUGAAAUAACAGAAUGAGAUAAUUUCAUGUAAGAAUAUGGGGAGAAAUCAACAUCUAUUGGCUUUUUUUAUUGGAUAUCGUCUGGAAAAUGAUACAUAAUAAAAAUGAUAUAAUUAUUUCA